Messenger RNA from Tribolium madens (black flour beetle), 1454 nucleotides. RefSeq names its product something about silencing protein 10 (gene Sas10). The transcript has 7 exons. Gene Ontology annotation, biological process: maturation of SSU-rRNA from tricistronic rRNA transcript (SSU-rRNA, 5.8S rRNA, LSU-rRNA). The coding region runs from base 143 to 1408 and encodes 421 amino acids. The record is from RefSeq and is a predicted model, not a curated record. Gene Ontology annotation, cellular component: small-subunit processome; nucleolus. Lineage: Eukaryota; Metazoa; Arthropoda; Insecta; Coleoptera; Tenebrionidae.
AACUUGUCUAUUACAACAAUUUACGUUUUGAUUUUCCCGCUCUGUCAUUAUAUUACAUAACCUCAAUUCAGACAUGUGGGCAACAUUUAGGUUAAGGUUAAAUUUGAAAUUUUGAAAGUUAUUUUAAGGAUUAAAAAGCAGAAUGUCGUCCCAUUUAAGAUUUAACGAAGAUGAAAGUGAUUACAACCCUUCUGAUUCUGAUGAAGAUUACACAGAAAAUGAGAAAAUUCUCUUGAAGAAAGUUAGAAAUAAGCUACCUAAAGACUCAGAUAGUGAAGGGGAAGUUUUUGGUGUGGGUUCUGGUACAGACGAUGAAGAAGAUGAUCAAAGCGAUAUUGCGUUAAGUGACGUUGAAGGACAAGAAGAUCAAGAUGAUUUGCCUGAUAUUAGGGCGUGGGGUAAAGAGAAAAGGAAGUUUUAUUCGACGGACUACGUAGACCCUGACUAUGGGGGCUUCCAAGGUAAGGAUGCACAUUUGGCCGAAUUGGAAGAAGAAGAAGCAAGAAAUUUGCAGAAGCAGUUGGCUGAACAAUUAGAUGAUGAUGAUUUUUGUUUGGACGUGCCCGCAAAAAAGGUUACUGAGGAAGAUAAGCAAGUAUCAGAAGAACUGAUUAAAAGUGACAUUUCUAAAUUAAGUAAAAGGCAAAAAUUGCAAAUACUGCAAAAGGAAUCCCCAGAAUUCUUUGGCCUUGUUGAAGAUUUUGAGGAAAAAAUGAUCGUUGCUAGAGAUUUUCUUAAACCAGUGUUGGUUCAAUAUAAAAAGGGACAAAUUUCGAAUUGCUCUGCAAUGGAGUUUGUGGAAACUCAUCACGAAUUAAUUUUAAAUUACUGUGUCAACAUCAAUAUGUAUUUGUUAUUGAAAGCUUCAAGAGUUAACAUGCAAAAUCACCCAGUCAUAAAACGUUUGUACCAAUACAGGCAAUUGUUAUCACAAAUGACACCAGUUUUUGAAGAGGUGAUUAAGCCUCAAAUUGAGUUGCUUUUAAAUGAAGAAGACAGAGAAGUUCCCAAAAAAACAUUAAAGGUCUUGAGCAAAUUGGUCAACAAAACUGAAAAGAAAGACAAUAAAAAGAAACCAGCAGGAAGCAAAAAAGUACAAUUUAAUCCAGACGUGGAUGAAAAAGAGGCACCUAAUAAUGAACAGGAAAUGGAUGAAGAGGCAAAUGUUCCAGAAAAUGAUUCUGGUAAGAGGGCUAUAACUUACCAAAUUGCCAAAAAUAAGGGUCUAACGCCGCACAGAAAGAAGGAACAAAGAAAUCCAAGAGUAAAACAUAGGAACAAGUUUAGAAAAGCAAAAAUACGAAGGAGAGGAGCUGUACGUGAACCGCGAACGGAAAUGACGAGGUAUGGUGGAGAGUUUUCAGGGAUUAAAGCAAGCGUCUCCAAGAGCAUCAAAAUAAAAACUUAAUUUUGUAUUUUAACUAUAAACAAUAAAACCCGUUAUGAAACAACAA